Molecule: messenger RNA, 2802 nt
Organism: Adineta steineri
Lineage: Eukaryota; Metazoa; Rotifera; Eurotatoria; Adinetida; Adinetidae
Source: the annotation of a GenBank genome assembly
AUGAACAGCAGAAAAUCAAUAACAACUAAUGAAUCUAAUGACGCAAUAAAUAAAUACCCAUUUCCAGAAGAUGCAGACGGUCGUCGACGUAUCAAUAUUCAACAAAUGCAAAAUAUUCUUCUUAUCUGGUUAGACAGUAACAUUGACGAGACAAAUGAUGAUUGCAAGAAUACAAUCAAACAACUGCGACGCGCUAUCAACGAGAUCAAUACAUUUACAGAUAGUGAUAAAUGUUUCGAAUUCAUUCAAACAAUCAUUAACAAAAAGGCAUGUAUGAUUCUAUCUGGAUCACUUGGACAACAUAUUGUACCUCGUGUACACAAUAUAUCUCAAAUUGAUUCAAUUUUUAUUUUUUGUGAAAACCAAAACUAUCAUGAACAAUGGAUCAAAGAAUGGCCUAAAAUAAAGGGUAUCUUCACAGAUAUUACAUCUAUCUGUGAAGCACUCAAAUCGGCAGCUCAUCAAUGUGAGCAAAAUGCCAUUCCCAUGAGUUUCAUUGAAUCAAAUAAAAAGUUGGAUCAAUUAGAUCCUUCUUUUAUGUAUACACAACUCAUCAAAGAAAUAUUAUUGAGCAUAAAGUUCGAACAAAAACACAUUCAAGAUUAUAUUAAUUACUGUCGCGAUGUUUUUGGUGACGAUGAAGAAGAAAUGGUUCACAUUAAACAAUUUGAAGAUGAAUACUACGACGAACCACCAAUUUUUUGGUACACCUGUGACAUGUUCCUCUAUCCCAUGCUCAAUCGUGCAUUACGAUUGAUGGAUGGUGAUAUUAUUACACGGAUGGGUUUCUUCAUUGGUGAUCUGCAUAGAAAUAUUGAACAACUAUACCAGAAACAAUAUGCUGAUAAAACUGCUGCUGACAUCUUCAUCCUUUAUCGUGGACAAGGUUUAACUAAAGGAGAUUUUGAACAAAUGAUGAAAGCUAAAGGCGGUCUUGUUUCAUUCAACAACUUCUUAUCUACUAGUGAAAACAUCAAAGUUUCACUAGGUUUUGCUCAAGAUGCAACAAUAAAUUCAGAUCAAGUGGGAGUUCUUUUUAUCAUGCAGAUUAAUUCUAGUCAAUCAACGACACCCUUUGCUUCCAUUGCUAGCAUCAGCGCUAUGAAAAGAGAAAAGGAAGUCUUAUUUUCAAUGCAUAGCGUUUUUCGUAUUCAGGAUAUUAAACAGAUAGAUGGAAAUAACCCUUUAUACGAAGUUAAGUUGACACUUACUGCUGAUAACGAUCCAGAACUAGGCAGACUUACUGAUUACAUUCGAAAAGAGAGUUUUCCAGAUACCGAAGGAUGGUAUCGACUGGGAUCAGUACUAUACAAUAUGGGUCAAUUUAAAAAAGCUGAAGAUAUUUAUCAACAUAUACUUGAUCAAUCCAACGAUAAAAGAGAUAAGGCAUAUAUUUAUUAUCAAGUUGGUUCAAUCAAAGAUGCUCAAGGAAAAUAUGAAGAAGCACUUUUAACUCAUGAAAAAGCCCUUGCAAUUCGAGAACAAUCACUUCCUCCCAAUCAUCCUGAUUUGGCUAAAUCCUAUAACAACAUUGGUAAUGUAAAUUCCCACAUGGGUAAUUAUCCCACAGCACUUUCUUAUUAUAAAAAAGCUCUUCAAAUUUGGCAGCAAUCACUUCUCCCCAAUCAUCCUGAUCUGGCUAUGUUCUACAACAGCAUUGGUAAUAUGCAUGAUACCAUGGGUAGUUACCCAGAAGCACUUUCAUCUCAUGAAAAAGCCCUUGCAAUUCGAGAACAAUCACUUCCUCACAAUCAUCCUCAUUUGGCUAAAUCCUACAACAACAUUGGUAAUGCGCAUAACCACAUGGGUAAUUAUCCGAAAGCACUUUCUUAUUAUGAAAAAGCUCUUGAGAUCAGUCAACAAUCACUUCCUCCCAAUCAUCCAGAUCUGACUAUGACCUACAACAACAUUGGCUUAGCGUAUUCCCGCAUGGGUAACUAUCCGAAAGCAUUUUCAUAUUAUGAUAAAGUUCUUCAAAUUUGGCUGCAGUCAUUUCCUCCUAAUCAUCCUGAUCUGGCUAUGUGCUACAACAACAUUGGAUCAGCGCAUGCCAGCAUGGGUAAGUAUCCAGAAGCACUUCCUUAUUAUGAAAAAGCCCUUGCAAUUCGAGAACAAUUACUUCCUCCCAAUCAUCUUGAUUUGGCCAAAUGCUAUAACAACAUUGGUGUAGUGCAUGAGAACAUGGAUAAUUGUCCGAAAGCACUUUCUUAUUAUGAAAAAGUCCUUGAAAUCCGACAGCAAUCACUUCCUCCCAAUCAUUCAGAUCUGACUAUGUCAUUCGACAACAUUGGGUCAGCGUAUAACAGCAUGAAUAAUUAUCCGAAAGCACUUUCGUCUUAUGAAAAUGCUCUUGAAAUUCGGCAACAAUCACUCCCUCCCAAUCAUCCUGAUUUGGCUGUAUCCUAUAACAAAAUUGGUAAUAUACAUAAAUACAUGAGUAAUUAUCCGGAAGCACUUUCUUAUUAUGAAAAAGCCCUUGGAAUUUGGCAGCAAUCGUUUUCUUUCAAUCAUCCUCAUUUGGCUAAGUCUUACAACAACAUUGGUGAAGUGCAUAACCACAUGGGUAACUAUUCAGAAGCAGUUUUAUUUUACGAAAAAGCUCUUGAAAUUCAACAACAAUCACUUCCUUCCAAUUAUCUUGAUGUGGCUAGGUCCUACAACGACAUUGGUAAUGUGCAUCACAGCAUGGGUAAUAAUUCAAAAGCCCGUACAUUUUAUGAACAUGCUAUAGAAAUUGAAGAACAAUUGCCACCUUCAAAUCAUCCGGAUCUUCGAAAGUAUAGAAAUAACCUCGAAGAUUGA